This is a messenger RNA of Nasonia vitripennis (jewel wasp), 5558 nucleotides long. RefSeq names its product protein Skeletor, isoforms B/C. Lineage: Eukaryota; Metazoa; Arthropoda; Insecta; Hymenoptera; Pteromalidae. Bases 1601 to 3715 code for a protein of 704 amino acids. The transcript has 9 exons. The record is from RefSeq and is a predicted model, not a curated record.
CGGGAGCGCAAGCUCGAGCCCUCCCACACGGGGAGAUGCGCGCGCGCGUGGGUGGAGCUUGACUCGCGCCGGCGUCGGGGGCCAAUACAUAUGCCGGCCCGGAGCUUUCGGCUCAGUCCGAGAGCGGAGCAGAGCCGAGCGUGAGCAGAUACCGCACGCGCUGCCGCGGCGCAUCUGUGCGCGCGCGCCAAAUAUCACUGCGGCGAGGCGCCCCUUAACUAGGUAUCGACCUACACCUGUGCUACUCCCGCCGUCCGUCCGUCGGUCUCGGUCUACCUGAGCGACCGCUUCCGCCACUGUACUUCCCACGGCGUGCUUCUGACGAUCAUGCACUCGGUCCUUGUGAAAUUUUUCGGGAAAACGCGGCCAAGGUGCAAAGGUGCAAAUUUCCGAGUGAUGGUCGACUGGAAUUUCAGAAACUCCAGCGUGCGUCGGAUGAGUCGUUCGGAAGUUGGAAUAGUCCGAAUAGCUUCAUCGCCUCGCACGUGAUCACCUCAGUGAGAUCGGCGUAACGGACCUCUCUCCGGUCCAUCACACGGCGACUCGUCUGCCAAACAGCCUCGCACUCUGAAUUAUUCAUGAAAGAAUCCACCGCGGAUCGAAGAUUUUGAGACGCCUUGAACCUGCAAAGUCGUUAAGUAGUCGUGGCCCGUUAACUUGAUUCAGUCAAGUGUUUAUGUUGAUCGCGGCUGGUAUGACACGUUCACACUCGGUCCAGCAGUUUAGCCCGCUGGAAGGAAAAAUUUUUAAUUUAGAAAACCGCGCCAGCAGCAUUAGAGCGCGUUAAUCAAUAUUACAGAGCACACUCGGGCCGCGGACUAAUAUCGUAAAAAGCUGCGCUGGUUAAAAACACGACGGCGUCAAAGUCAAAUGAAAAAAAAGUUGCGCGAGAAUACUUUCAUUUUACGCGGCGAAAUUAAUCUCACGGCCGAAAGCGAGAAACUCGUCCAACGGGCUGUUUACCGAAAAUAAAAUUCGCCUUCACACGCGUUCGCCGAAGUUGUUUAAAUAUUUGCGAAGAGCUCCAGCUCGAUAUUAAAUUUUCCACGGGUUGUCGCCAGCGCAUUGGUAUCGCGAGUCUUGGGUCCAAUACCCUUAUGGGUUUGCCGACGAUUCGGAACGAUUCCUCGAUCGGUCGACGCUCCUUGGCACGUCGGCCAUCGCCGCAAGAGGAGCGCGCACACAAAGCGGAGAGUAUAGACAGGAGUACCGGCGCCGAUUUUACCUUCUCUCUUCUCCGCGUGAAUUGCUCGCCGCCGCUCGCCCAGCGCAGCGAAGGUCGCGGAUCGGCAUCGCCGCCGCUUCGCACGCAGCGAGAGACACGCUUUAGAUCGCGUUGGACCGGCUUCGGGUACACACAGACAUACGUCUCUCUCCUGUUUCUCUUUCUCGAUCGUCUCGAUACUCGCGGCAGCCUCGCCCGAACGACCGGUACAGUGCGAUCGGCCUCGCUCACCCUCUUGUGGCUUUGCAGAUCAAAUGUAAGUGUCGCGCGUGAUAAUCCCAAGUGUGCAGCGGAAUAACAGCAGCAGCAGCAGCAGCAGCAACAGAGGAGACGGAUAGCGAAGUCAUCGACGAAGCGAGGAGAAGAGGAAGCACGAUGCCGAGGGCGACGAGGAUGCACUUGCUCGCCGGCCUGCUCCUUUGCAUCGCCCUGACGUUGCAUUCCGCUGCUGCACAGCGCUCGCAGAGCAAGCGGGGGCCGAACUACUACGGCACCUUCGUCGGCAACUUCAGCAGCUACGCGCACAACCUCGGCGGCGACGUCUACGUCCUCGACGAGUCGACCUUCUACAUCAAGCACUUCAACUACGACGGCAACGCGCCCAACGGCUACUUCUGGAUCGGCAAGACCCCCAUGCCCAUGCCCGACGGCACUCCCGUGCCCUACCCCGAGCACACGAGCGACAACCCGAAGCCGCUGCAGGCCUACCAGGACCAGGACAUCAUCCUGAGACUGCCGGCCGGCAUCAAGGUCCGCGACAUCAAGUACCUCAGCGUCUGGUGCCGCAGGUUCACCGUGAACUUCGGCAUGGUACUGAUCCCGGAGGACCUGUGGAUCCCGGCGCCACGGGUCCUCCCCGAGUUCUCGCGGCUGGCUCACGGACUGCGCAGCGACAACAUCACCAUCCUCGACAGCAAGACCUUCUACAUCCCCAACCUGCACUACGACGGCGCUGGGCCCGACGCCUACUUCUGGGUCGGCAAGGGGCCCGAACCCGACACGCACGGCAUCAAAGUGCCCAACGAGAUGAACAGCUCGCAGCCUCUGCAGGGCUACGAGGGCGUCGACAUCGAGAUCGUGCUGCCGGGUAACCUGACCGUCUACGACAUCGACUGGCUGGCCGUCUGGUGCGUCCAGUACAAGCACAACUUCGGACACGUCCUCAUACCCAAGGACCUGGACGUGCCGCCCGCGCUGGGCCAGACCAAGAUCGCGCCGCCAUGGUGGUACACCCCUACGAGCAGCACGCCGGCGCCCGAGAUGAGCAACUGCAUCGAGCUGCUGGAGGGCCGGGUGCAGGUGCAGUGGGAGCUGAUGGGCGAGGACGUGCAGAUCCGCGUCUCGGGCAGGAUCCGCGAGAACCAGUACGUGGCGUUCGGGCUCUCGGGCAGCGAGGGCAAGGCCCAGAUGAUCGGCGCCGACGUGGUCGUCGUCGGCUACAACAAGUCCAGCAACAGCUUCUUCGCCGAGGACUACUACAUGUCGGAGUACGCGCAGUGCGACGGCAAGCGGGGCGUCUGCCCCGACCACCGGAUCGGCGGCAAGAACGACGCCGUCUUCGUGUCCGGCAAGCGGGAGAACGGCGUGACCACGGUGACGUACAUGAGGCCGCUGCGCACGAACGAGCUCGACUACGACCGCAUGAUCCCGGACAAGGAGACGACGAUAAUCGCGGCCAUCGGCCUGCUGAACAAGAACUUGGAGGCGAACGCCCACCUCAGCUCGGACAGCACCGGCGAGGACAUCCGCAUCGACUUCGCCGGCCGGGGCGUCCACCAGUGCACCAACUCGCUCUACAACCUGCCGGCCCAGAAGGAGCUCAAGCCCUGGCCGGCGAUGAGCAUCGCCGGCGAGGACACCUUCACCGCGCGCAUCGGCCCGACCGGCGGCGACCGGGGCUACCCAAGCAUCACCGGCGAGCCCGCCUGGGGCAUCGCCUGGUACAUCAACGAGAUGCUCAUCCCCGAGCUGACGGUCGAGCGCGGCCAGAACUACACGUUCCUCGUCGAGGGCGGCGACGACAAGACCAUGUCGACCAGGUACCAUCCGUUCUACAUAACGAGCAGCCGCGAGGGCGGCUACGGCCAGCUCAACGCGGAGCAGCAGAAGCGCCAGAGGGUCUUCGCCGGGGUGGCCCGCGACGCGAGCGGCUACCCCUACCCGACCGCCGCCGGCCGCUACUGCGAGUACCAGCACAAGAGCGUCGACAAGAGCGCCAUGACCGAGAGCUUCGAGGAGUUCUUCGGCACCCUCCGGCUCCACUGCGAGGAGGGCCAGCCGGCCACGCUCGUCUGGCACGUCGAGGAGGACACGCCCGACCUGGUCUACUAUCAGUGCUACACGCACAGGAACCUGGGCUGGAAGAUACACGUCGUCGACCAGGGCUACGGGCCGCUGAAGACGGAAUCCGGGGCCGGACGGUCCCGCGCGCUGCUGGUGCUCCUCGUCGGCUGCCUCGCCGCUGCGCUGGGCUCGCUCGUCGGCAGAUGAACGCGGCAAGAGCCGGCGCAUUUUUCUUCGCUUCGCCCUCCCCCUUCUCCCCCUUCUCCUCCUUCUCCCCCUUCGUCCUCUUCGUCCCCUUCUCUCCGGAGAGUCAAGCAACCAGGUCAAUACGCCGAGGAGGAGCAACCGAAUGAAAGUUAAACGACGGUGAUACGACGCCCUCGGGCAUUAACUACAUACUCCAUACGCAGAAACAAAACGAGCUGACGAGCUGACGAGCUGACGACUCCCCCCCCCCCCCCUCCCCCACACGCGCACACACGCGCGAGAUGCAAGGUUGUAAAGAAAGUACUUAGCGGAUAUUUUUAAGAGCUAAUACGGAUUCAAUAUUUCACACACACACACACACACACACACACACGCAUAUGAAGAACAAAGAACUUGCGCGUAUAUGCAUGAUUCGUCGCUCCCAACGAAGAAUAGCCCGCUCCAUUUCUUCAGAUUUCCCUGACUGAACGCGAAAAGAUAACAAUUUGCUAGUCUUCGUCGGGAGCGACGAUACCAGUAUACAAUAUAAUGCGAAGCGCGCUAUUUUGCUCAAUACGACUCGUCGUGUUACACGUUCGACAAUAAUUGUACGACGACCGAAUUGCUGAGACGUACCGGCCACCGCUUUUUCGACAAUAACUAUAUACAUACAAACAAAUAUAUGAAACUUUUGAAAGUAAAUGGGCUGAUGAUGCGAGACGUAUAGUCGACUAAUGGCAUUAGGCUGUAAUACUCAUUGCCCUCUUGUGCCUCCGAGUUGACGUAUUCUGCUUUUAUUUAACGCGGUUAUAUUCUGAGUUUCAAAACCUUGGCCCGUUGAAACGGAAAAAAUGCUUUUAUCCAUACUUCUCGACGAAGCGAUUUAAUUGAUUCAUUCUACCUGCUAAGAACGAAGGAAAAACUUUGAGACACCAGAGGACUUCUGAAAUUUCGAAUAUAGGCGUAAAAAAAUUCAUGAGUUGAUAAACGACAAAGGCAAAAGUAAAGCGCGAAAAAAUGUAUAUUAACACUUACGAUUUAAAGAAGUCAAACUUAUUCAGUAAACGUUAGGGAUACUAAUUUAUAAAAAAUGCUGUUCGACAAUAAUCGAUACGAUAGUAUAAUAUUAUAUAUGAUACAAAAAAAGAUAAUAACUUGGUUGACUGGCAGAAAGAGCUUGACAAUAAUUCGUUUACUCUUUCGCUCGUCUGAUCAAGCUGAACUCGGAUAUAAGGGCUUAGAAAUUAUACGUAAGCAUAUUAUACUUUACUUAUUAUUAUCAACAUUAACUGUAAUACGCAGGUUAAGCAGAGACAAACAUAUACGCGCUAUAUAUUAUACCGUGUAAAUAUAAGAAAGAAAAAACGAUGGCGAAGCAAAAAAUGUGAACCAUCGGAGUGGACCUUCUCUAUAUUAUAAUACAGAAUGAAAGUAUAAAUGUGCCUUGGGUGCAGAUUUAUUCAAGUCUCGCUUGUUCAGAGCUGAACCGAAAGUUACGGUAAAAAUAGAAACGCAUGCGGAUGACAAAGAAAUGUGCAGUGCAAAAUGAUAAAAUCGCACGUAGAGAUGCCCUGGAGUGCUUGGAAUUCAAUCCCUUGAGCGUGUCGAUGCAGCUUCAUAUACGCAUAUAGUAUAUGAGUAUACAUUUUUGAAAACACACCUAUAUAAUAAUAUGCGCUCGCAAAUUUCAAGAGAUAGAUCAGAUAAAGUUACCAUAAGUCGAACCAUAAUUCAUUGGCCCUGUGUUUAUUAGCACAAUGAAUUAGAAUAAUGUAGUUCAUGAAAUUUUAAUAAAUUUUUUAACGUUGAAUACGGCACGUGUACAUCGUUAAUUAAAAAAAAAAAAAAAAAAAAAAAAAAAAAA